AUCUGCUUCAUCAUUCAAUCUAAGAAUAUAAACACUGUGCAAUGACGAGGUUAGAGGAGGGGGGUGGCACAGAUCACAGCACAGCCUGAGCACUGGGCUGCCUGAGAAGCUGCAGCAGGACCAACCAAAGCUGCCUUCUGCAUGUCUACAAGGGGUCCCCUGCAUCCUGGAUCCUGCUCCCUCCUAGCCAUCAGCAAAGCCCUUCACUACUUUCACCUUUGCAAUCCACAAAGCCUUUGAAGCAUUCUUCUGUUUGUUAAUAUUGUGCUUUCUGCCCGAGUUUUCAUUCUGGAGAAGUUGCAGAAAAUGAGUCACAAUAUUUGGUCACAGACUGUAUGCAAGACCUAAAAGGCUGCAGGAGCAAAGAUCGGAGCUAGCUCCAGGCAGACCUGGGAUUCUUCUUUGGAUUUGCUCUUCUUCCCCUCUAAGUUGGAGCUCUGCUGGCUGGAUGUGUGACAUGAUCGCUGGGCAGCCGGCUCAGAAGCUGAGCAAGAUGAAAAAGUUAAGGAGAACUUUGUCAGAGAGCUUCAGCAGGAUAGCCCUGAAGAAGGAUGAGAACACCAUCGACGAGAUAUGUGUCACGAAGAUGUCUACACGCAACUGCCAGGGAAUGGACUCGGUGAUCAAACAUUUGGACACCAUCCCUGAGGACAAGAAAGUGCGUGUUCAGAGGACUCAGAGCAGCUUCGACCCCUUCGAAAAAGCAGCAAACCAGCCAACGAGUCCUAAAUUCGGAAAAGCCGACUCGUAUGAAAAACUGGAAAAACUAGGAGAGGGCUCUUAUGCCACAGUGUAUAAAGGCAAAAGCAAAGUAAAUGGAAAGCUUGUGGCACUGAAGGUGAUAAGAUUACAAGAAGAGGAGGGAACACCAUUUACUGCAAUCAGGGAAGCUUCACUGCUAAAAGGACUGAAACACGCCAACAUCGUACUACUGCAUGAUAUCAUCCACACCAAGGAAACACUAACCCUGGUCUUUGAGUAUGUGCACACAGAUUUAUGUCAGUACAUGGAUAAACACCCUGGAGGGUUGCUUCCUGACAACGUGAAGUUGUUUUUAUUUCAGCUGCUGCGAGGACUCUCCUACAUUCACCAAGGCCACAUUUUGCACAGAGACCUGAAACCACAGAACCUGCUGAUCAGCGAUACAGGGGAGCUGAAGCUGGCCGACUUUGGUCUUGCUCGAGCCAAAUCAAUCCCCAGCCACACCUACUCAAAUGAGGUAGUAACUCUUUGGUACAGGCCUCCGGACGUGCUGUUGGGUUCCACAGAAUACUCCACCUGCCUAGACAUGUGGGGUGUGGGCUGCAUAUUUGUAGAAAUGAUCCAGGGUGCAGCUGCUUUUCCAGGAAUGAAAGACAUACAGGACCAACUGGAACGAAUAUUUCUGAUCCUUGGAACACCUAAUGAUGACACAUGGCCGAGUGUCAGUUCUUUACCACAUUUCAAGACAGAAAGGUUUACACAGUACGGCCCUAAGAAUCUCCGGCAAGCUUUUAAUAAGCUGAGCUACAUCAAUCAUGCCGAAGAUCUUGCCUCCAAAUUGCUCCAGUGUUUCCCCAAAAAUAGGCUAUCUGCACAGGCUGCUUUGAAUCACGACUACUUCAGUGACCUUCCUCCACGGCUCUGGGAGCUGAGCGAUAUGUCUUCCAUUUUUACUGUACCGAAUGUGAAGUUGCAGCCAGAAGCUGGAGAGAGCCUGCGAGUGUUUGGGAAAAACAAUAGUUUCAGCAAAAGUCUCUCCAACAAGCACUGCUGAUGCAUUGCCAUAUGUGUAGAAGCCGGGAUAAGACCUCAAUCAUCGGAGAAUGGAAAUAAUUGAAUUUAAGAUGUUUGCCUUAUGGAACGGAACCUUUUGGAGGUUGAUCAGCAUUCUGUUGAUGUGAAUUGAGAAUCGAGAAUUCGACAAGAAACUGUUUUCACCCAAUAAUUUGCUUCAAGCCUUGCACGCAAUUUGCUACCUUGUGAUUUAUAUGAAGAUUAAAAUGUAAUAUCUAGACAGCAUAUUUUUAUUCUUAAUUUUGCCUCCCCCCCCCCAGUUCCGUUCCUUUAUCUACAGUAGAACACAUAUGCUAAUUGGAAUCCUUGCCAGUUCUCCGUUCUAGAACUCAAUGCAUACCUUUAAUUUGACCGUUGAGUCGCAGGACUUUUCACAUAAGAAAGAAAACAAAAAAAAAGAGAUCUUGUCAUCUCGCCAUAAACGUUAGAAGCCACCAUUUCAUUUUGGAUCAAUGGUCAAAUGCUCACCAACCGAACUUUUGACAUUGCCGAAUAACAAAGGCCAUGUUUGAUAGGUAGCAAUAUUUUGUUGAA
Nanorana parkeri is the source of this 2310-nucleotide messenger RNA. It is a transcript of the gene CDK14, whose product is annotated as cyclin dependent kinase 14. Bases 449 to 1756 code for a protein of 435 amino acids. Gene Ontology annotation, biological process: protein phosphorylation. The transcript is spliced from 15 exons. NCBI's taxonomy places the organism in Eukaryota, Metazoa, Chordata, Amphibia, Anura, Dicroglossidae. Gene Ontology annotation, cellular component: cytoplasm; nucleus; cytosol. Gene Ontology annotation, molecular function: cyclin binding; cyclin-dependent protein serine/threonine kinase activity; ATP binding. The record is from RefSeq and is a predicted model, not a curated record.